Messenger RNA from Colossoma macropomum (tambaqui), 1065 nucleotides. Its product is annotated as adenosine receptor A1-like. The transcript has 2 exons. The record is from RefSeq and is a predicted model, not a curated record. Bases 79 to 1065 code for a protein of 328 amino acids. Gene Ontology annotation, molecular function: G protein-coupled adenosine receptor activity. Gene Ontology annotation, cellular component: dendrite; membrane; synapse. Lineage: Eukaryota; Metazoa; Chordata; Actinopteri; Characiformes; Serrasalmidae. Gene Ontology annotation, biological process: G protein-coupled adenosine receptor signaling pathway.
CCGAGAGGUCUAGUCACAGCCAGCUUCUUACUCUCCAUCAUCAUCAUCAUCUGUGCUGAUAGAUAUCUUUUUUUUCUAAUGGGUAGCAGUGUUUUGUGGGUCUUCAUAUUUCUUGAGAUGAUCAUUGCUGUAGCAUGUUGUCUGGGCAAUGUGCUGGUGAUCUGGGCAGUGUGGACAUGUGGAGCCCUCAGGCAGCCCACCUUCUUCUUCAUUGCGUCCCUCGCUGUGGCUGAUUUCCUGGUGGGGUCUGUGGCCAUUCCUGUAGCUGUGGUGUGGGAAAUCCAUAUGAAGACCUCCUUUUAUGGCUGUCUUUUCAUGUGCUGUGUUUUCAUAAUGCUACAGUUGGCUUCUGGCUCUUUACUUCUGGCCAUCGCAGUGGACCGCUGUCUCCGUGUACGCAUCCCUCUGACGUAUAAGUCUACUGUUACUCAAAAACGCUCUUGGAUGGUGGUUGCAAUUUGCUGGUUCACUGCUGCUCUGUUGAGUUUUAUCCCCAUGUUUGGAUGGCACAACUAUAACACUUGGACUGGCACAACACUUGCAAACUCCACCAGUUUUGAAUGCAGUUUCUUCACUGUUAACAGCCGUUCGUAUCUAGUUAAUUUCAUAUUCUUCGGAUUCUUCCUUCCUCUAUUGGCUGUUGUGACAGGCUUGCACUGUUACAUCUUCCUGACCACUCGAAGGCAGUUCAGAGCAAAUAUAGGUGUGGCUACUGAGUCCCACACAUAUUACCAAAAAGAACACAGACUGGCUGCUUCACUGGUUCUGGUCUUGGGUCUAUUUGUUGUCUGUUGGCUCCCUCUAUUCCUCAUGCACACUAUAAAAUUAUAUGGUCCUAAUAUUGAGGUGCCCUCUGUCAUCAUUCACAUAGGUGUCCUCCUGUCUCAUGCUAAUUCAGCAGUUAACCCCAUAGUGUAUGCAUUUAGGAUCCCCAAGAUAAAAGAGGAGUUUAGGAAGCUGUACAUGAGAGUUUACCAUGACGGACAACAUCAGCAGACAGACAGUCCAAAAAACAGCAGGGCAAAAGACAGCAACACAGAAAACAGAAGUGCUACACAGGUGUGA